CCACGCGUACUUCUGAUCUCCUCCCCUGACCAUCUCUUACUAUUAUACUCUUCUCCUCACAGUCACAGUAGUUCAAAAAUUAACAAAAAUCACCAUAAAAAAAACCAACAAAAUUUCUUAAAGAAAAAAUGUCAGGUGGGGUUGGUCCAUCUAGUGACAUUCUUAAAGAUGAUAACUUUUCACCUGAAGACGUGAAGAAUUCCCAGAAAAAACCACAACAGCAAGAAAACAGAGGAUUCUUCACUUUCCGACAGCUCAACAUCCUCGCCCUCAUAAUCAUCUUCUCUUCUAGUGGCAUGGUGAGUCUUGAAGAUUUUGCUUUCGUCCUAUUCUCCCUAAUUUACAUCUACUUCAUCUCCAAAAUUGCCUUUCCUCUAAUUUCUCCUAAAACAGAGCUUUCCCCUGUUUUCGGAGAGAAAAACAGAGCAUUAAAUAUUUACGUCUCAAUUGGAGCUCUGAUAGGAUUAUUCCUCCCAGUACUUUAUAUUUUCGAAGGAAUUUAUGAGGGAGAUAAAGAAGGUAUCAAAGCAGCAGCCCCGCAUGUUUUCUUGCUGGCUAGCCAAGUUUUCAUGGAAGGAGUGACGUUUACCGAUAAAUUUUCGCUGCCUGUAAGAGUUUUUGUUCCAGUUUUUUACAAUUCGAGGAGGAUUUUUACGAUUAUGGAGUGGUUGAAGAGUGAAAUAUCUAAAGUAGAUGAAGAAUAUGGAGGGAAUUUGAGAAGGGUGUAUAUGGGUAGAGCUUUAGCUUCUGCGAAUAUGGUGUUUUGGUGUUUUAAUUUGUUUGGUUUCUUGUUGCCUGUGUAUCUUCCUAAGGCCUUUAAGAUAUACUACUGUGGCCGCAAAUUAAAAGAUUGAUUAAUGUAUAAUUAUUUUCUUUUGGCCUUUUGUU
Messenger RNA from Solanum dulcamara, 888 nucleotides. RefSeq lists its product as uncharacterized. Bases 129 to 854 code for a protein of 241 amino acids. Lineage: Eukaryota; Viridiplantae; Streptophyta; Magnoliopsida; Solanales; Solanaceae. The transcript has a single exon. The record is from RefSeq and is a predicted model, not a curated record.